UUGUGAGCCUGACUGGGAUACUUCCUCUUCUGCUAUUAUAUUUACACAUAGGGUAUUCGUUUGCAAGUCUUGGAGCAAUUCCGACAGGUCUUUUUGGAUUCCCCGCAGGUCUUGGAAGAUUUCUGGCAGAUCCGUUCGUCGUAGGAAUUGCGGAAGAAACAGGGAAUCGACGCCACAGAAUCUUAGAAGAUUUAUUCCCUCGGCCACUCAAAAAAUGGAGGGAGCCGUCGAACUGGGAUGCAGAGCUUGAACAGUCUAUUUUAUCAGACAUUCGCGAGCUGAAUCCUCAGAGGAAACCGAAUUUAUUGAUUCUAGGGCCGGUAGGAGCAGGAAAGUCGAGUUUUAUCAAUUCAAUUUUAAGUAUUGGUAAAGGAAGAAAAUGUGCAUCGGCAUCAACAGGGGAAUCAAGUUCCAGCUGGACUCUAGAACUUGACAGGUUCACUGAGCGAAGUUUACUGAGAAAGUUCCGAUUAUUAGACUGCAUGGGGAUUGAGCCCACUGAUGGACACGGAUUUCAUCCGGAAGAUAUCAUUUUCUUGCUAAAAGGACAUGUCAAAAAAGGAUAUAAAUUUAAUCCUGCUGGCCCAAUUUCGGAGUCCAGUGCCCACUUCAGACGCAAUCCGGAGUUCGAAAACCAGACUCAUUGUGUAAUUUUCGUGAUGGAUGCAAAAACGAUCUAUUAUGGUAUACCACCGGCAUAUGUACAGAAAAUCAGCUAUCUGCAGGACAAGAUAAAGCGAGAACAUAUUCCUAUGGUUCUGAUCCUUACAAAAGCCGACCAACUCUGUAACGAAGUAGAAAGAGAUAUUACAAAGAUGUUUUGGAGCGGCAAGGUACAGGAAGCGGUCAAAACUGCAAGUGAAGUCUUUAGCAUUGACCAGGAAUCGAUACAUCCGGUCAAAAAUUAUGAAGUUGAUUUCAACAUAGAAACUAAGACGAACAUCCCACUUCUAAUUGCGCUGAGGCAGAUAAUGCAAUAUGCUGCAAACAGAGUGGAACGUGUGUAAGAUGAUGACGAUAGUUACUGACGCCGAGUUUAUAACAAUCAUACUACGACAUUUAUGUUAUCAUAGAAUUCCUUUACAUUAUAGAGCUUUUCUGGGUCAAAAAAACUCGGUUAACAUUAACAUACGUUUUAUAAUCAUUAAGUAGCACGCACCAGUAUGUAUGUCUGCAUUUCUUAUCUAUUAUAAUAUCUACUCAGACAAUAUAAGUGCUGUGUAACACCUCAAAAUGGUAGCAACGCAUUUUGAUAGUUACUACCAAAAUUCGGCCGAGUUUUGGUAGCGACAAAUGCGUUGCAAAGGUACAUAUGAUGUGUUAAGGAUCAUGGAAUGGAACGUAUUUUGGUAGCUUUUUCUACAUCAGGGACUGUGCUAAUUUUUACAUUACGCAAAAAAAGAGAAACAGAUAAAAGGAGGGAAUGUCUUCUCUUACAAUGGUGGGGGGAGAGGGUUUAGAGUUCCACUCCCGAGAUAGUGUUUUCGUAUAAAAACAACCAAAAUGUAGAUUCCUGAGCGUUUAAAAAGGGCCUCAAACGACGCUUCCUAUGCAAUAACAUUGUAUUGUAUUUUUCGGAAGGAUAGUCUACCGAGAUUUUUUAAAGCGCGAAAAUGUUGGUUUCUGUAAAACAAAGGAUGAUUGUGAAGAUGGCACGUGGGUCCUUCACCUAGAUAUUUUUAAAACAUCCCAAAAUAAACAUAGAUGGUGAAUUUUGUGUGUGUUUUAGUUGUCAUAGAUAAAUAUUUCCGGCUAAAAAGAUUUUUGUCUCUUUAAAGGUGAUGUGUUUCGACAGUCCACCACAAAUAUCUUUGAAACACAAGUAAAAGAAUCAUGGGUUUACUCGAAUAAUUUUCCAAAAACUAAAUUCUUCGUCGUUACAUUUACAUUUUUAUUUUGGUGUAUACAUGUGAGUGGUGUACUGGGGUCAUCCCCCGACAACGCAUGGAAAGGUGGAUUCUGGUGUUUAGGUGGGUAAGAAAUAUAUCAUUUACUCAGAAAUGAAGCUCCCUCCGCAAUAAGGUAUACAAUGUCAUGCAUCUUAUUAUUUAUCUACAUAUAUAAUGCGAAUGAUUUUCUCUAAAUAUUUAUCGCGGAUUUUGGCUUUUUUCUUCAUUUGUUUACGACGCGUAUUAUGAGAACUCCUGCGGGGGCGGGGUCUGCGGGGUUUGGGGCGGCUCCAAAACUUGUUCGCUAUCUAAUGUGAGCAGUUCUUAUCCAAUGUUCAUUCACCAAACUUGGUCGAAAUAUUGACAUCUCGGGCAGGUUCGAUAAUCAGACGGAAUGUCCCAGUAUUCUGGAAUUACGCCCCUUUAAUUGCUCAAAACUGCAAGUAUUGACAGCGUCAGCUCUUCAUCUUCAGCAGUUCUUAUCCAAUAUCCAUCAAACUUUGUCAAUAUGCUGAUUUGCAUGAUAUCUCGGCCAAGAUCGAUAACCAGUCAGAUCCUCUCAGUAGCUCUUGAGUUAUGCCUCUCGAAUAAUAACUCAAAAUUGCGAAUGUUGACAGUAUUCGCUCUCUUGCUUGAGAUGGUUUUUUUUGUUCAAUGUUCACCAAACCUGGUAAAACUAUCUAUGGGCAUAAUUUCUCGCGCAAGUGUGAUGACCAGCAGCAAAAGAUACUUCUGUUUAGCUUUUGAAUGGUUUAAAUGUAAAUUUAUGAUUCUUCCUGCAUUACGGGCGUAUUUUGUGACGGUUUCGCACUCUUGUUUGAUUCUGUGAAAAUUGAAAAGUCUGUUUUACUGAGUAAAUUGUGGUGAACAGUUGUGCCAACAUCCUUCAAUAUCUCUCAAUAUAUGUUAGAGUUGCAUUGUGUUUCAAUGAUGAUGUUUGACUGAAUCUAGUGCCGUAAAAUUUUCAAGGUCAAAAGGCCAAGGUCAUAUGAGCGGCUAAGUUCAAUCAUGACUCUCUUUGAAAUAAUAUUGUACAUUCGUCACAAAAAAUUCUUUAUGUAAAUCAUAAGAUUAUUAUUAAUACCGUUUUGCGCUUGAUGUGUCCAUAUCCAACGUAUUUUCGUAAUAUAUUUUUUGUAUUUAAAAGUACCAAAUUGCGUUCAGUGUAACGCAUUUUAGUUUUGACUACCAAAACUCGGCCGAAUUUUGGUAGUUACCAAAAUGCGUUGCUACCAUUUUGAGGUGCAACAGUGCUGAAUUACGAUAUUAGGUUGUUAUACGGUAACAUGAUAAUAACGUAUUUUAAGAAUACUGCUAAAAAGACAUUUGAUUUAGUAAAACGAAAUUUUGACAGCUGAAAUUGAAUCUGAUGAUAGAAUAACGAAAAUAUAAUUCAUAUAUAAUACAUUUGAUUCGAUACGCUACAUCCAAGAUUUCUGAAUGUAUUGAUCUUCUACAACAGAUAGAUACAAGAUCAAAACGAGAGUUUUUACAUGGAACUACUGCGCUGCUGUAGUAACUACUAAUAGAAUUUCAUUCCUUCUGACUCCUGAUAAUUAAGCAAUAAACCAAUUAUUAAUAGGCAGCUUCUAUUUCUAUCAUCCAUGAAAAUUGUAUAGAUCUGAAACAGGGCGCACACAUAUGUGUUUUCUACAUACAGGCGUACUUUGUCUGUCUCUCUGUUAGCUUCCAUGUACAUACUAGUAGGAAAAGGACUGCUGGUUAACAAAGUAAACAUGCAAAGAUAUCAUUUCAUAAGUUUCGUUAAGACCUAAAAAUUCAUUAUCCUCUGCAGGAAAUGGAUAGGUCGCCCAUUCUACGAAAUAGAAAGAUAAUAUGAAGCAGGAGGUCGUAUUUUCUUCUCCUGAUCGUGUUGUAUAUUAUCCGUGUUGAUUGGCUGAUCAUGUUUAGUUCUUGAAUUAUCAUAAAUCUGAAUCUGUGACUGCAACCAUCCUCCACUAAAUUUGUUUACAAACAAUUCUACAACAUUCUUGUUUUAUCUAUUUCUAUUUUAGCAGCAUUUUGUAUAUUUUCAUACCUGUGUUAAUAAUGAGAGGAACCCUAUAACGCUUUUUAUAUACUAUGUAUUGCCACCAGCAAUGCCUCCUUCGUUCAAUUUAAGGCAGUGGACACUCGGUAUUUUCCAUGUGAUUGCACAGUCUUCCUAGACUAUUCAAUAUUCUUCUGAGUCCGAUGUAAAUAUAGUUCACCACUCACGCGGGUUUCCUUAAAAGUCGGAGAAUUAUGAAAUCGCAUACGAAUUUUGUGUAAUUCAUCAAUUAUCCGCACCUAGACGUGUCGGAAAUCUGUUUGUCGCAUUGAACUACGAAGCGGUCAGAAUUGCUGUCAUGGGCGUUUGGAAUCCAGCUAAGGAAUUCUUUGAAAUUCGAAAUUAUAUAUGGUUGUCUUUGUGCUAGAUCCUGUGCAUUUCUUUAAAAAUCUAGAGGCUGGACUAUUGGAAAUUUAAUUGGAAGAUGAGCCAUUACAUAUAAGAUGGACAUCGUAGUAAACAU
Mercenaria mercenaria is the source of this 4402-nucleotide messenger RNA. RefSeq names its product interferon-induced protein 44-like. Bases 483 to 1007 code for a protein of 174 amino acids. NCBI's taxonomy places the organism in Eukaryota, Metazoa, Mollusca, Bivalvia, Venerida, Veneridae. The record is from RefSeq and is a predicted model, not a curated record. The transcript has 10 exons.